GCGUGCCCCGCGCGCGGCCUGCCCCGCCCCAGCCGAGGCGGGCGGGAGCGAGUGCCACGUCCGUGCGGCCGGGCUCGGUGCGGCCGCCGCCGCCAUGGGCGCCUCGCAGAGCGUGGAGAUCCCCGGGGGGGGCACCGAGGGCUACCACGUCCUGCGGGUUCAAGAAAACUCCCCAGGUCACAGGGCUGGAUUGGAGCCGUUCUUUGAUUUUAUUGUGUCUAUUAAUGGUUCGAGAUUGAAUAAAGACAAUGACACACUCAAGGACCUAUUGAAAGCCAACGUUGAAAAACCUGUAAAAAUGCUGGUGUACAGCAGCAAGACACUGGAACUGAGGGAAACGUCUGUGACCCCCAGCAACAUGUGGGGUGGGCAGGGCCUGCUGGGGGUGAGCAUUCGUUUCUGUAGCUUCGAUGGGGCCAAUGAAAAUGUGUGGCACGUACUGGAAGUGGAACCAAACUCUCCUGCUGCAUUAGCUGGGCUCAGACCUCAUAGUGACUAUAUCAUUGGAGCAGAUACUGUCAUGAACGAGACUGAAGAUCUCUUCUCCCUUAUUGAAACGCAUGAAGCAAAGCCAUUAAAACUGUAUGUAUAUAACACAGACACAGAUAACUGCCGGGAAGUGGUGAUAACUCCAAAUUCUGCCUGGGGUGGAGAAGGCAGCCUAGGGUGUGGCAUUGGCUAUGGGUAUUUGCAUAGGAUACCUACCCGCCCAUUUGAAGAGGGAAAGAAAAUCUCUCUCCCAGGACAGCUGCCCAGUGCAUCUCUCAGCCCUCUCAAAGAUGGCUUUACAGAGGUUCAGCUGUCAUCAGUUAACCCCUCACCGGCAUUACCCCCUGGGCCAGUAGGACUUGAGCAGAGUCUGUCAGGACUUUCUAUUAGCUCACCCUCGACUACUGUCACUAAUGUUCUCAGUACAGCAGGAGUUCCAAGAGUCCCGUUGUUACCACCACAGGUCAGCCAGUCCCUUACCUCUGUGCCACCAGUUAACCCAGCAACAACACUACCUGGUCUGAUGCCAUUACCAGCGGGACUUCCCAACCUGCCUGAUCUGUCCAAACUUAAUUUACCGGCGCCACACAUCGUUCCAGAAAUGGUACAGCCUGGUAUGCCAACCCUUCCUUCUUUGCCGCCUUUGAAUCUAAUGGGAAUAACACCUCCACUGAUGCCACCAAAAUGCGUUCCUCUGCUUCCUUUGGUCACAGAGGUAUCUACAGUGCCUACAGAUUUGCUUCCCACCAUGACUCAAGCUGGAAGCUUUUCUGUUGACCCUGGCACUACUGUAAAUGUAGAACAGACCUCUCCACUCACCUUGGAUAGUGCUACCCCAACUUCUAAGGCGACUAUUGUUGACAGAUCAAGCGAAUCCUCUGCUGUGAAUGAGAAGGCAUCUGGCAUCACAGAUACACAUGCUUCUGAAUCGUAACUCCAGAUCACUCUGUCAGAAUGGCUUGGUAUUUAUUUAGCCAUGGGAUACAUAUUUGAAGAGCAAGCUAUCAUUAAUUUCAUACUAGUUUGUACUUAAUCUUUAGGAGUCCUGUAAAUAAUAUGGAGCUAUAAUGAAAAUAAGGGGAUUUAUAAAGUGUUCUUGGUGGGAGGGAAAGAGUACUUGUACUUAACCAAAAAAAACCCACAAUAAAGAAACAUUCAAGGUGGUCAACAGAAUUCCACUGCCAAACCUGGAUGUGUACGUUUUUAACACAGGCUGAUCGCCUUAGCUAGGCCUCUCCUUGCUUCUAAGUAGCAGUUUUUGCUUCUGAUAGAAAUGGAGCAGUUCCUGCGUGCGACAUUUACAUACCAUAGUUCUUGUCUUUGCAAGUAUCUUGUUACCGCAGUGAGGAUGAGGAUGUUUGGUCUGAGUCGUAAAUUUUAACAGCGCAAACUUCCACCUGAAGAUAUUCCUAUUAGAACUGCUGGGUGACCUGUUAAGUAACAUGUCGGUAUUCAGCUUGUAUACAAAUCUUUAUUUUUAAGCUCUUGAGAGAAGCUCGAGCCAUGUUUUGUGACUGCUGCUGUGUUGCUCCACACACCCACUGUAAAAUGGCAUUCGGAAGGGAAUAACAGGAUCUAUGUUACAUGUAGCACACAAUUUGGCACUUCAUGACGACUGUAAGACAAAUUAAUGGAUUAAGCAAACGUACAGCAAUAAAUUCCUGGAAUUUCA
Messenger RNA from Coturnix japonica (Japanese quail), 2161 nucleotides. It is a transcript of the gene GORASP2, whose product is annotated as golgi reassembly stacking protein 2. Gene Ontology annotation, cellular component: Golgi apparatus. Gene Ontology annotation, biological process: Golgi organization. Gene Ontology annotation, molecular function: protein binding. Lineage: Eukaryota; Metazoa; Chordata; Aves; Galliformes; Phasianidae. The record is from RefSeq and is a predicted model, not a curated record.